This is a messenger RNA of Trypanosoma rangeli, 918 nucleotides long. RefSeq names its product kinetoplast-associated protein. The transcript has a single exon. The annotation marks the transcript as partial. NCBI's taxonomy places the organism in Eukaryota, Euglenozoa, Kinetoplastea, Trypanosomatida, Trypanosomatidae. The record is from RefSeq and is a predicted model, not a curated record.
AUGACGAUCGCCAAGAGCGUAAAGCUGCAGCGCAAGCUGCAGGACUUCCCAUAUGACAAAACGGGCAUCUCUGCAGCUGUGGAGAAUGCAGAGGCGCUGGCCACAAACGAUGCCUCAUUGAACUCUGCGAAGGUUCAGGUGGACGUGAAAGAGGCGCGGCAACCACGCACUGACGACGUCACGGUGCCGCAAUCUCCCACAGCACCUACCGACAACACGCAGCACGAAAUCAGUGGGGCAGAGCGGCAUGAACACCCUGCGGAUAACGCUUCGAAAGUUCCAAGCGAGGAGUUUAAACAGGAGCCUGCUGCCGUGAUGUCAAAAUCACUCAAACGCAGUCGCUACCUCAAAACCUGCGAGGCAGCGACACAGUCCCUGAUAACAGGGGAAACGCACGCACAGCCUCAUGGCGAGGAGGAGACGACAGUGAGAACAGCAGUUGUGACGAAACCAAAGCUGGACUUGGCACAACAACCGCAAGUGUGUAACGACCAGCCCAUGCCCCCACAUGUCUUGGAUCAAAUCCGGGCGGUUGGCAACACAAAAACUGCCGCCAUCUCACGUCACGCAUUUACAAAACUGACUGGUAUAAGGCGGAAUAAGAAACUCCUGGCCAAAAAAACAGCUAUGCAGGAGGAGGCGGAGAAUACGGCAGCACCUAAGGGAGCUGAGGAAGAGGCUGGGCGCAGGAGGGCUGCAGAGGAAGAGGCUGAGCGAAGGAGGGUUGCAGAGGAAGAAGCUGAGCGAAGGAGGGUUGCAGAGGAAGGAACUGAGCGCAAGAGAGUUGAAGAGGAGGCUGCACGGAAGAAAACAAAAAGGGAUGCAUACAGGAAGGCAAGAGAAGAAGCGGCAAGAAAGAAAGCUGAAGAGGAAGCGGCUCGCAGAAAAGCCAGAAGAGAGGCGCGAGAGCGGGCAAGG